UUCAGGGGUCGUUCUCCUGUGUAUCGGUACCCUGCCGUCGGCGAGAAGGUCGACAACAAGGGGGUGAUGAUGUUGCGUUGCACAUUUUGCAACAAAGUGUUCCAGGGGACUCAGUGCCGGGCCACAAGACACUUCGUCCAGACUAACUACUGCAAGGACGUGAGCGACGAGGCAUUGUACGAGAUCGCAAGACGGACUCAACAGAGGUUCGAGUCUUAUCAAAUGGAGAGGGUUGGCAGGUACGAAGCGAAGCGUGGACUCAAUUUGCCCCGGUCCGAUAGUGCAAUGGGAGGAGAGGCGGGCCAGAGUCCGGUGGAGGGAGGGGGKGGGGGAGAUGGUGUGCAUGGAUGCGGUUAUGUGCUGCCAUGGCAGCGGGACGAGGGCAUGCUCGAUUGCCAAGCAAGACUUGAGGAGGAGCCGGUGCGCAUGGGCACACGUAAGGGGAUGCCGCAGGAGGAGAUUGCCCAACAGGUUGCGCUUAUUAUGCGCGAUCCCAUCAGGGCUUCCGCACCGCCCUCUGCUGAUGCUGUUUUUGAUAGACGUGCUUGCAUUUUCCGUCCAUACACCAGGGAUGAUGACUCGAACGAGGAGCGGGCACCCGAGGCAGCAGAUGACCUUGCACUCCCUAUUCCUCCUGAGAUCGACGAGACGCACGAGGAUCCAGACAACGUGGAGACGAGGACAUACACCACACGACGGGUGGCGGACCGGGCUGAGAGGGAGAUGAUGGGGGGAGACGAGGAUUGUUGGGGCCCUUUCGGGGAGGUGGCUUCUAUAGGUGAUGUGCGUGAUGACAGAGUCAGGGGCUCUCAUGCAGGCACAAGCCGCGCAGAGGCGGGGAUGAGGACUCCUACUCCGAUGAGGCAAGCGUCGUCCAUUCCGCCACCCCCUGCUCCGAGUCCUGCACCACCAUCGCACGUCUCGCCACUUCAGCCGGCCACUACAGCGGCAGAAAUGGAGGAGUUAGCAUCCUCCUUGCCUCAGCACGGACUUCAACAGAGAUCUACGGUGCUUCGCCAGCUGAGGUUACAAUCAUCUUCCCCGGGGGUCUUGCAGGAGGAGGUUGGCCACCGUGCCACUCAGGCGGACUGGGGGGGGCCAGCCCGAGCGGAGGAGGAGGUCACGACAGCGGUAGUGGUGGAGGGGGAGGUAGCAGCAGUGGAGGAGGAGGUACUAGCAGUGGCGACGGGGGAGGAGGAGGUGCCAGUUGGAGCAGCAGUGGAGGGGGAGAUAGAAGCUGCAGCGGAGGGGGAAGAGGAGGUAGCGCUAGCGGCGGUGGUGUCAGACUUUGAUAUGGAGCAUGAUGGUGAGGACGCAAAUGGGGGCGGUGACGACGCCAAGGAGCACCUCAUGCAGCAGUUUAUCACAGAGGAGCUCGAUCCAAUCAUGGGCGGUUUCACCCCGGGUGUGGUCCGCUCCGGCCCGCUUGCGAUCUCGGCUCCCGCUCCCGGCCUUCGAAGGGUAAACAGUGAAGUAGAGGCUGGUCUCUCUAGUCCGCCGGAAACCGCUGAAAGAAGGGAGGUAGUGAAGAGUCUCGAGUUGGGAGCUAGUCUAAGUAGGGUGGUGGAAGAAAUGAUAGAGGGCACGAAGAAGCUAGGAGUGGCAAGGGGUCCGAAAAUGGCUUCUGGAGAAAGACAGGCCUCGGAGGGGCAAAGAGCUGGCGCGGAAGUACGAGUGCACAGGGAUGUGGGGCCGCGGGUGCCGGUGAACGAAGGGGUCACCGAAGACGCAAGAGGCGUUCCGGUGGAAUCCCGGUGGGCGGACCUGAUGGACGCGGAGGCAAGGAUGGGAGAAGCUCAGGGAUUUUCUAGAGAUAGGCAGGGGUAUCGAGCACUUACGGGGGAGGAAGAAGAGUGUCAAGACAGGAGGGACUUAAGAGAAGGGAGGUCAGCAGAAGCCGGCGGUAGGCCACAAAGAUGGGUCGAGAGGAUACCGGAGGUCGUCACAGGUUGGAGGAACGACCGGGAGAUAGGGGGGAAUCGUGGUUCCGAUUGGGGAAUUUCCCAUUGGAAGGAUGCUAGGGAUGGAAGGUGGGGAGACACCCCUCAAGCAAGGACUUCUGGGCCCCGGCCUGAGGUUAGGGCGCCACCGCCACCGGCUCCUCCUGCGCCUACAGCUGCGACAACUCAAGGGGGUUCGCGUCUCAACAACCCGCAGGCUCGAAGCGGGUGUGUCUACUGCAAUGAAGAAAAACACAUCAAAAGGGACUGCCCUUAUCUCACGGAGGCCUUAAGGUUGGGGGUGGUCAAGCUGAAUGAGCACAAGUGGGUUGUGUGGGGAGAUACCGGAGAGGCGGUCUCCUUUUACCCAUCAAUGAAGGUGAACGUGGACAAAAGGAUGGCCUUCCAGGAGGCUAGGUUGGGGAAGAAACCUGCAAUCGGGAGCUCCUCCAACACAGUUCAUAUCCAAAUGACGGAGUCACCGGGGGGGGUGUCCAUUAGGGAACCCCAGGUGUCAAGCAUCAAGUUCAUAGAGACCAACCCCGAGGAAGAGAGGCCUUGCCUAGGGGUGAGAACGCAGGUUGGGACCGAGACGUCAGAAAGCCAAGGGAGCGUGACGGAGGGUACGGAAGUAAGGAGCGGCGACAAUGACCAACCAAUGGCCGAUGCAAAAGCGGUGGAGGAAAAGAAGGAAGAGCCCACCUCACCCAAAUCGCCUAAGAAAAGGGGUCCCAAAAAGUUCCAAUUGAAGUGCACUCUGAAUGAGAUAGACACGGUAGCCCCCCUUAGGAGAACCCUGAUGCAGCCUAUGCAGUGCACACUUUUGGAAUAUCUAGCUGCCAGCAAAAGCGCCAGGGAAGAGCUCCUAAGCAUCACGAGGAAGGUAAGAGUCCCGCUCGCCAGGGGGCCCACGGUGCCGGUAGAAGGUCCAGCCAAGGAAGAAGUACAGGCCUCCCGCAUUACCAUAGAGGAACUACCUGCCAACUUCUUCUCGGGAGAAGAGGCCAAGAAAUUUUAUGUGGUAGGUAGCAGCCAGCUUCAGGCAGUGGUAAGUGGGAAGAAGAUGAGGGCUCUAGUAGACAACGGGUCCGAGUCUACGGUUUGUAGGGACUCCAUCGUGAGGGAGCUGGGCUUGGAGAUAGAUCGAGGGGUAUCAAUGUCAAUGGUAGUGGCCGAUAACAAGCUGCAACCGGUGGAAGGGGUGUGUCAUAGCCCCGUGAUUGAGGUUGCUGGCGUAGAGGCCACGGUUCCAAUCUUUUCGGUAAAAGAGUGCUCCUCCGAGUUGAUCCUCGGAAGGACCUGGCUGAGCGCGGUUCACGCUACCACGGUUGAUUUGUCGGAUGGAAGUCGGACCCUCUCGAUCCAAAGUCCGGAUGGAAUCCGAGUGGUCCUGAAGACCGUAGACGCGCAAGAUGAGCGUAACCAGACCAGGAUUGCUAGACGCAAGGGGAGCCUGUCGAGGGUGUGUCGAGUCCGUCUGGAGGAGGUGCCCUUGACGGAUAGGGGACCCAAGGGAGACCAAUUGGAGGUCGUGGAUGUAGGGGAUAAGAUUGUGAUUAACGCCGGUGGAGUUAAGAAGCACAAAACCGUGGCGGAGAAAGUAAAACCCGCCGCGGUCAGCCGGGAUAGAACGGGGGAAGCUACAAUAUCGGAGGAGGAGAUAGUUGAUAUCAUCCGGAAAAGGAAAGAGAUUGAAGGGCAAAGGAUAACGACCGAUAGGUUGGCCAAGAUGGAUAUAGGGGACGGGAAUCUCACGGAGGAGGAGAAGGGAUUCAUAGCCAUGACCUUAAGGGGCUGCGAUAAGGCCAUUGCCUUUGAUGACUCAAAGAGAGGAAGGAUCGACCCGAGGUACGCUAAGCCGACCCGGAUCCAUACGGUCCCACACAUGCCUUGGAAGGAUAGGCCCCAGUGGAAGUACGCUCAAAAGGAGAAGGAGGAGAUAAUAGCUUUUAUCAAGGAGAAGAUCAGAACAUUCGUCGCGGAGCCUUGUGAGAGUGCUUACUCCAAUAAGUGGUUCUUUCUGAGAAAAGGGGGUAACAACAAACUAAGGUGGAUACAAAACCUCCAAGGGACCAACUCGGUCACUAUAAGGGACGUGGAGUCGAUACCGGAGGCAGACCUACUCGCGAAAGGAUCGGCAGGUCGUUCGAUAUACUCGAUAUGUGAUCUCUUCUUGGGGUAUGAUGGGAUCCCCUUAGACUAUCGCGAUAGGCAUAUGACCACCAUGCAUACGCCUCUAAGGCUGGUCAAAAUGAUGGUGGUGCCCAUGGGGUGGACUAACGGGGUGGCAGUGUUCCAAAGGGCCAUGAUAGCAGUCCUCAAGGAGUUCAUACCUAAAAAGGUGGAAGUCUUCCUAGAUGACUUUCCGAUAAAAAGGUCGGUCGAACGGGAUGAGACGGAGGUUUUGCCCGGGGUAAGAAAGUUCGUGGUAGACCACAUGAGCGAUGUCAGGGAUGUCCUUGUGAAAUUGGACGAUGCUAACCUCACGGUGAGCGGAACCAAGAGUCGCGGGGCGUAUCGUCCAUUAAGAUACUAGGUUCAUCUGCGACAAAGAUGGGCGGAGGCCCGAUCCUGAGAAAUUGGUGAAAUUAAUGACAUGGUCGUCGCCACUCAAGUCCAUUACAGAAGUCCGGCAGUUUCUAGGGGUGGUGGGCUACUGGAGAAUCUUCAUAAAAGGCUACGGUGAGAAAGUGAAACCACUUAGGCGGUUGCUCAGAAAGACGGAAGGAUGGGCUUGGGGGGAGGAGCAGACGGCAGCCAUGGAGGCCUUAAAAGAGGAGUUCCGCGAAGGGGGGCAGGUCUUAGGGGUUCCAUUCUUUAAAGACGAAGAGAGUCGCCCAUUUAUAGUUUCCAUGGACGCAG
This is a messenger RNA of Chara braunii, 4802 nucleotides long. The record is from the annotation of a GenBank genome assembly. NCBI's taxonomy places the organism in Eukaryota, Viridiplantae, Streptophyta, Charophyceae, Charales, Characeae.